AGAUCAUUGGAUGGAGGUGGUAAGUCGAAGUACUGGAAAAUUGUACUACUUUAAUCGAUUAAAAUCGGAAUCUACUUUUGAUUUGCCUGAAAGUGAACAUCUGUCAUUCACUGAAACAUAUUACACUAAACUACCAUGGAAAGCCGAGCACAAUCAUUAUCCAAGUGUGGUUACUUUACUACCAUAUUUAGAGAAAAUCAACAAUCCACAUUCAUAGUUGUAAAUAUUUGUUUACAAUUGUAUCAUUUUUUUAAUUGUAAAAAUAAUAAUAAUUUUCGUCAAGCAACUCAUCGAUGUAUUCUCUUCUGAUAUAUAUACAUAUAUUUUUC
Messenger RNA from Schistosoma turkestanicum, 329 nucleotides. NCBI's taxonomy places the organism in Eukaryota, Metazoa, Platyhelminthes, Trematoda, Strigeidida, Schistosomatidae. The record is from the annotation of a GenBank genome assembly.